GUCCGCCGGGAGCCGCAGGAGCGGCCAAGAUGUCGCAGCCCAAGAAAAGAAAGCUUGAGUCGGGGGGCGGCGGCGAAGGAGGGGAGCAAACCGAAAAGGAAGAUGGCGGGGAGCGCGAGGCGGCCCUGCUGCGACCCCGGAGGACUAAGCGGGAGCGGGACCAGCUGUACUACGAGUGCUACUCGGAUGUAUCGGUCCACGAGGAGAUGAUCGCGGACCGCGUGCGCACUGAUGCCUACCGCCUGGGCAUCCUGCGGAACUGGGCAGCGCUGCGUGGCAAGACCGUGCUGGAUGUGGGCGCGGGCACCGGCAUUCUGAGCAUCUUCUGUGCCCAGGCGGGGGCCCGGCGCGUGUACGCGGUGGAAGCCAGCGCCAUCUGGCAACAAGCCCGGGAGGUGGUGCGGCUCAACGGGCUGGAGGACCGUGUGCACGUCCUGCCGGGGCCGGUGGAGACGGUGGAGUUGCCGGAGCAGGUGGAUGUCAUCGUGAGCGAGUGGAUGGGCUACGGACUCCUGCACGAGUCCAUGCUGAGCUCCGUGCUCCACGCGCGUACCAAGUGGCUUAAGGAAGGCGGUCUUCUCCUGCCGGCUUCCGCCGAGCUCUUCGUAGCCCCCAUCAGCGACCAGAUGCUGGAGUGGCGCCUAGGCUUCUGGAGCCAGGUGAAGCAGCACUACGGUGUGGACAUGAGCUGCCUGGAGGGCUUUGCCACGCGCUGCCUCAUGGGCCACUCGGAGAUCGUGGUGCAAGGCCUGUCCGGCGAGGACGUGCUGGCCCGGCCGCAGCGCUUUGCUCAGCUCGAGCUGGCCCGCGCGGGCCUGGAGCAGGAGCUAGAGGCUGGGGUGGGCGGGCGCUUCCGCUGCAGCUGCUAUGGCUCAGCGCCCAUGCAUGGCUUUGCCGUCUGGUUUCAAGUGACCUUCCCUGGAGGGGACUCGGAGAAACCGCUGGUGUUGUCUACCUCUCCUUUUCACCCGGCCACGCACUGGAAGCAGGCGCUCCUGUAUCUGAACGAGCCGGUGCAAGUGGAGCAAGACACGGACGUUUCAGGAGAAAUCACGCUGCUGCCCUCCCAGGACAACCCCCGUCGCCUGCGCAUGCUGCUGCGCUACAAAGUAGGGGACCAGGAGGAAAAGACCAAAGACUUUGCCAUGGAGGACUGAGCGUUUGCCUUUUCUCCCAGCUACCUCCUAAGGCGGCCUGACCUGCGUGGGAGAGGCGUAGGGAGGUCAGAGGAGAAAGGGAAAUCCCACGUGCAAGUAGGGGACGCUAUUUCUGUCUCCUUUUUCCCUCAUGCUCCUGGGGAGGGAGAGUGACUUCUUUCUCCCUUCCAGGAGAUUCUUCUGGCGAUGUUUAUUUGAAAAGUGACGCCUCCCCUCCCCCACGACUGAUACGGCGUGCUGAUUAAUGGGCUUUUAAGCCUCAAAAGCAUGUGGUACCAAGCACUUGUAUUUCCACUUCUUUUGUUUCACGGGGAAAAAUAA
Cynocephalus volans (Philippine flying lemur) is the source of this 1478-nucleotide messenger RNA. RefSeq names its product protein arginine methyltransferase 6 (gene PRMT6). Gene Ontology annotation, molecular function: protein-arginine N-methyltransferase activity. The transcript has a single exon. Bases 30 to 1157 code for a protein of 375 amino acids. NCBI's taxonomy places the organism in Eukaryota, Metazoa, Chordata, Mammalia, Dermoptera, Cynocephalidae. Gene Ontology annotation, biological process: peptidyl-arginine methylation. The record is from RefSeq and is a predicted model, not a curated record.